CCACGAUGUUUUUGGUUUAUUUGUCAAUUUUGUUUAUUUCCUUUGGUAAAAUCAAGGCUGCGUCAGAUUGCCAACAAAAUGCACAACAAAACUGCAACUGCACCUUUUCGGAGGAAAGCGUGUUUGACACGAGAUCAGAAAUCAUGGCGGCAUCCAUUGGAGCAAUGUCACCCCUUCUUCUAACCGGAAUCGGCUUUGCAAUUUGGAAGUAUAUCCAAAGCAAAGCUCAAGACAUCCCAUUUGAGCGAGCACCAUCGGACAUCUCUGAUGAUUAUUAUGAACAGAAGCGCGGAUCAAAGGGAAGAGUUAGUCCGUUAGGGUCAGAUUAUAACUACGCCCGCCGUGGAUCCACACCACUUUCUAUUACGGACACAGAAAACGAGUAUUACAUCUCCGAAACUCCCACCUCGGAAACACCAUUGUCAGAGAUGAAUCAGGACGAAAGAUGGAGGGCACCUACCAGAGCACAGCCGCCAUCAAACAAUGGCCGCGUAGUUGUCGCGCCAGCUAAAUCUGACGCUCUCAAUGGAUGGAUGUUCUAAAAAAAAAAGUGAAGCGUUGUCGGUAUUCUCUCUUGAAGCAUAAUGUUUUAAUUUUUAAAAAAUCCUAUGCUUUAUUUCAAAGUAUUAAGAUGAAAUCAAAACAUGUGAAAGUUAAAUAUGUGACACUUUAUUUUGACAACCCUUUGAAAAUGAAUCGUAAAAAUAGGUGGCUCUUAGAUUCUA
This is a messenger RNA of Saccostrea cuccullata (small rock oyster), 725 nucleotides long. RefSeq lists its product as uncharacterized. The coding region runs from base 6 to 542 and encodes 178 amino acids. The record is from RefSeq and is a predicted model, not a curated record. Lineage: Eukaryota; Metazoa; Mollusca; Bivalvia; Ostreida; Ostreidae. The transcript has 2 exons.